Messenger RNA from Oxyura jamaicensis (ruddy duck), 4596 nucleotides. It is a transcript of the gene ADAMTSL2, whose product is annotated as ADAMTS like 2. Gene Ontology annotation, biological process: extracellular matrix organization. The transcript has 15 exons. Gene Ontology annotation, cellular component: extracellular matrix. Lineage: Eukaryota; Metazoa; Chordata; Aves; Anseriformes; Anatidae. Bases 1497 to 3923 code for a protein of 808 amino acids. The record is from RefSeq and is a predicted model, not a curated record.
AAUUCUUUUAAGAGGGUGAAGAGAAGGGUCUCCGACCCACGUCUAACCGUUGUUUCUUUAUUCAGAAGAAAGUCAGUGAGUGGGCUGGCUAAUAAAACUUGCACUGGAACAUCCAAAAGAUACCAGCUCUGCAAAGUACAAGUAAGGAUAUCCUUUUUCUCAUUAGUGAUGUUUAAUUUUUUUUUUUUUAAAUAAGAGAAGUCUUGCUUGCUUCAUGUGGCAUUUCUGUGCCCCUUGGAGUGGGGACAUCAUUUGUCCUGUAGCUGUCACCCCACUGGCCCUGCAAGCAGCUGGAGCUCCAUUUUCUGGCCCUUGUUGCUGCUGUGCUGGGGGCUUUGGGUCCCUUUCUUUGUCCUGGGGCCAUAAAACCCAGCAGGUCGUUCUUCACCAUCUCCCCAGGGGGUUUCCCCAGCUGUCCCUGUGAUGGGAGGAGGAGGAGGAAGAUGUGGUUCUGCACAGGGCAGGCAAUGGAAAAGCUCCUUGCAGCUCGGUUGAGAUGUGCCAGAAACCUUUCCCACAGUCUGUUUUCAUCAGGAUGUUAAUGUAUCCCAUUCUAGGAGUGCCCUGCAAACGGAAGGAGCUUUCGAGAGGAGCAGUGUUCAUCCUUUAACUCCCAUGUGUAUAAUGGAAGAACGUAUCAAUGGAAACCUUUAUAUCCUGCAGGCGUUCACGUGGCUCCUGGGGGAUUUGCAGGAUAAUGUUUUGCCAUUGAUGCUGCCUUGCUUGGGCGCGCAGGCCAGUGGGUAUAUCGCUGCUCCCUCCUUGGCGGAGUGCAACGCUUGGUGCUGGGUUGCUGGUGCAAACCUGAAUUUGUCACUUGCUUCCUGUGGGUAUUAAAAAGUGUCUGUUGGGCGCGGGUCUGCUGCGCCAGUGGGUGCAGCCAGCCAGCUGCCUGCGGAAAGCAAAGGGCAAAUAGAGUCCAGCUUGGGUGAAUGUUCAUCGAAAAGCUCUUACGUUUUAAGCUGCUACGGCUUGAAUAUAGCCUUGUAUAUCUAUUUAAAACAGUGAAUGUCUAUGCUAAUGUAACUAAAGUAUUAAAUAUUGAUACGUGAACAUGCACAUGCUGUUGUGUGAUGUAUGUAUUGCUACUGCAAGCCUUUGCACGGAAUAGUGGCAUCCUCAGGCGGGUGCUGGCGGUGCCACUAGUGUCAGCAGAUGCAUCUGUUGCUGGCAGCAGCGAGGGCUGCCUGGCUGUGCAGAGGCUUGCAGCAGCAGGCUGUCACGCUGUCAGAGCACAGUCUCCUGUCCAGCCUGCAAGCACAGGGGAUUGUAGCUCUUGAAGCGCUGGCUGCCGUGCAGUUGUGUUGUUGCUGCCGUUGUUUAGCUUGGCAGAGAUUCUUUGACAUUAGUUGGAUGAAAGUUAUUGUUUCUGCUGUUUUUGAAUGUAUCUUUAUAUCCUUUCCCCUUAGAUGACUAUGUUCACAUUUCUAGCAAGCCCUGUGACCUCCAUUGCACCACUGUGGAUGGUCAGAGACAGUUAAUGGUUCAGGCUCGGGAUGGAACAUCCUGCAAAUACACUGAUUUCCGAGGGGUUUGCGUGUCUGGAAAAUCCAAUUGGCUGCGAUGGCAUUCUCUUUUCCACCCACACCUUGGAUAAAUGUGGAGUUUGCCAAGGAGAUGGGAGCAGCUGCACUCAUGUGACUGGGAGUUACCGCAAAGGGAACUCUCAUCUUGGCUAUUCUCUGGUAACGCACAUUCCUGCUGGAGCAAGGGAUAUCCAGAUAGUAGAACGGAAAAAAUCUGCAGAUGUUCUGGCUGUGGCUGACGAAGCUGGCUACUACUUCUUCAACGGGAACUACAAAGUUGAUAGUCCAAAGAACUUCAACAUUGCAGGCACGGUGUUCAAGUACCGCAGGCCCAUGGACGUCUAUGAGACUGGCAUAGAGUAUAUCGUUGCCCAAGGACCGACAAAUCAAGGACUGAAUAUAAUGGUCUGGAAUCAAAAUGGCAAGAAUCCAUCCAUCACAUUUGAAUACACUCUCCUGAGGAAGCCACACUCAAAAAAUCUCCAGCCCAUCUACUACACCUUUUCUGAGUCAGAUAGUGAAGAAAGCAGAGAGUUUGAUGGAGAUGUGCCAUUGGGCUUUAUCCAACACAACGCAACCUAUUUUGGGAAGAUCUCCAGGGAAAGGAUAGACUUGGAGAACCAGGUGUUUGGAAGACAGGACACGGAGGAAGAUUUAAACUUGAGCAAAGGUCAGGAAACCAAUGAGGUCUAUGAAAGAGCAGAAACAAUUGACUGUGAGCCAAAACUGAAGGGCAAACAACCCAAAGAUUCAAACGUAACCAGGUCUACUUACCAGACAGACCAUGAUGACAGAGACUUCGACCCCAGGCUCACCUCCAGGGAGUUCCUUUCGGAGAAUGCCAUCACGGACAAGCUGCUGGACAAGUCGUCCGACUCAAAGGAGCUGGUGCUCAACAUGACCAUGAACAGCAUCUUCGCCCAGGGAGACCCACUCAACUCUGUGGGGUCGCACAUUGACAGCCUCUAUGUUGACUAUGAGGACACGGAUGGCCUGGUGACCUACACCAUCAAUAGCACCUACAUGGAGCUGAGCAAUGGCAAAGCCGUCAACACAUCUGCGGAGACACCCUUCUCAAACACCACUGUCACCAUGACCAGCCCUCAAGGGAACAGAACCCACAAAGCAAGAAACAGAUUGAAGUUGUUAAGAAAGGGCCAAGGUGUGAGUGCUGCUGACAUGUACAGGUGGAAGCUUUCCUCCCAUGAACCCUGCAGCUCUACAUGUACCACAGGUAGUUAUAAGACGCAGCCAAGCGCAGCCUCUGCACAGCCGCCGAAACCACCCGGAGUGAUGUCCACGUAUGCUAUGUGUGUGCGCUAUGACGGGAUCGAAGUGGACGAUACGUACUGUGAUGCCAUGACCCGCCCCGAGCCCGUCCAUGAGUUCUGUGCUGGGAGAGAGUGCCAGCCAAGGUGGGAGACGAGCAGCUGGAGCGAGUGCUCCCGCACGUGCGGCGAGGGCUACCAGUUCCGCAUCGUGCGCUGCUGGAAGAUGAUCUCCCCGGGCUUCGACAGCUCCGUCUACAGCGACCUCUGCGAGUCGGCCGACAUCACCAGGCCGGACGAGCGCAAGGUCUGCAAGAACCCAGCCUGUGGGCCCCAGUGGGAGAUGUCGGAGUGGUCGGAGUGCUCAGCGCGAUGCGGCGAGCGCAGCGUGGUGACCCGGGACAUCCGCUGCUCGGAGGAGGAGAAGCUGUGCGAUGCCAGCGCCCGGCCCCUGGCUGAGAAGAACUGCACCGGGCCGCCCUGCGACCGCCAGUGGACUGUCUCCGACUGGGGACCGUGCAGCGGCGGCUGCGGGCAGGGCAGGAUGAUCCGGCACGUGUACUGCAAAACCAGCGACGGGCGCGUGGUGCCGGAGUCGCAGUGCAACCUGGAGACGAAGCCGCUGGCCAUCCACCCCUGUGGGGACAAGAACUGCCCAUCACACUGGCUGGCACAGGACUGGGAGCGGUGCAACACCACGUGCGGCCGGGGUGUGAAGAAAAGGAUCGUGCUCUGCCUCGAGAUUGUCAACGGCAAGAUCAAGACCCGCAACCCUGCCGACUGCGACGUGGCCAAGAAGCCCGUGGAGGAGACGACGUGCUUCGAGCGGCCGUGCUUCAAGUGGUACACGACCCCCUGGUCGGAGUGCACAAAAACCUGCGGCAUCGGCGUGAGGAUGCGGGACGUGAAAUGCUACCAGGGGAAGGACAUCGUCCGUGGCUGCGACCCGCUGGUGAAGCCAGUUGGCAAGCAGACCUGUGACCUGCAGCCCUGCCCCACGGAGCCCCCAGAUGACAGCUGCCAAGACCAGGCAGGAACCAACUGCGCCCUGGCCAUCAAGGUGAACCUGUGCAGCCACUGGUACUACAGCAAAGCCUGCUGCCGCUCCUGCCGUGCUCCCCACUCCUAGUGCGGGGCUGGGGGGGGCCUGGCCAGCCUGCUCCCCCCGCCGCCGGGGCCCCAGGCACCGUGCAGGGCGAGCUGCCGGGCCCUAAGGGCGCUUCCAUCCAUCCUUCCCUGCCGGCACAGAACUGCUCCCCUCUCCUCCCUGGUCAUCAGAGCUGUACAUAGGUCCUGUAUAUUUGAUUUUCCCCCGACGGCAGCCGUUCACCUCUUUUACAAGGUCUUGUCCUUUGGUUUCUUUCUGCCUGAGCAGGUUUGGGGUUGGCAAUAGGGCAGCGUGAACCUGUUGGAGCACCAGCACCUUUCCCUUGCAGGGGGUUAGUGCCUCCUCCCUGAUUUUUUUUUCCCCCAAAUCUGUGCUCUCAUGAGCCGCAUUUAACACGGUGGGGAGCUGAUCAUCUGCUAAAUGAACUCGAGCCCAGGCCCUUUUUUUUUUUGUAAUAUGUAGGUGUAUACUUUUUCAGAGGAUUUUAUCUUAUAAUCAAAUGGUAGUUCCAUAGUCCUUACAGAAAAAAACCGUAAUGCUGACAUAUUGUAUAUAAUAUGGAAACAUAACUGCACUUUAUAUCACAAAAAAGACGUGCUCUUUUUUAAUAUAUUUGUUUACAUACAGUGAACUUUAUCCACAUAAUCAUUAAUUUGUACUCAUAUGUAUAUUUUAAUAAAAUUGUCAUAUUUAU